AUGUCACCCCCAACUCUAAGAAUAGGAGUCGACGUCGGCGGUACCAACACGGACGGCGUCAUUCUCGACCCCACCAAAUCUUCAGCCCCAGACCGCGGAAUCAUCGCUUCUCAAAAGACCAGUACAACAGCCAACCCAAGCGAUGGCAUCAACAGCGUCAUUACGCAGAUGUUUCAACAGUCAUCUGUUGACUCGUCGAGCGUCGCAAGCGUGACAAUCGGCACAACACACUUCAUCAACGCCGUUGUAGAGAUGGACGCCUCCCGUCUCGCGCGCGUCGCAGUCCUCCGUCUCUGUGGGCCGUUCUCGUCGAGCAUUCCAGUUGGUGUUGACUGGCCGCCGCGGUUGCGCGACAUCAUCUGCGCUCAUCGCAGUCUCGUAGACGGUGGUCUGGAGAUCGAUGGUAGUCUCAUUGCUGAGUUGGACGAAAAUGCCGUACGGAAAGAGUGCGAAGCCAUCAGAGCAAAGGGAAUCCGGAGUGUCGUUGUCGUGGGUAUCUUUAGUCCCAUCGACAUCGUAUACAAGCAGGAAGAGAGGGCGGCAGAGAUCAUUCGGGAAGCAUACCCCGAAGCUGACGUCGUGCUGUCGAAAGAUGUCGCGAACAUUGGCUUUCUCGAAAGAGAGAACGCGGCUAUCCUCAAUGCUUCCAUUCUGCCUUUCGCUCGACGGACGAUUCACUCCUUCCAAGAUGCUAUUGCAAGGUUGGGUCUCAAAUGCCCUGUUUUUGUUACACAGAACGAUGGUACAAUCCUCCCUGCCAGUGCUGCAGCACAUCUACCUAUCAGGACUUUCUCCAGCGGCCCCACGAACAGCAUGCGCGGCGCUGCUUUCUUGACACAGAACCUCGAGAAGGAAGCCAUGAUGGUUGUCGAUAUCGGCGGAACGACGACUGACGUGGGACUGCUGUUAGAGAACGGCUUUCCUAGGCAAGCCGCGGCGUAUAGCGAGAUCUCCGGCGUGAGAACCAACUUCUCGUACCCCGAUGUCAAGAGCAUCGGUCUCGGCGGCGGGUCCAUCGUUCAGCGAGAUGAACAAGGGGACUUGACCAUCGGCCCUCAGAGCGUCGGCUACCAGAUUCAGCAAAAGGCACUGGUGUUUGGUGGAGAUGUUCCGACUACCACUGACUACACCGUUCUCGCAGACUCUGCGGUCCAGAUCGGAGACAGUUCGCUGGUCAAGAACUCAAGCCUUCAAGAUGACCUCCCUGAGUUCAAGGCCAAGGUCAAACAGAUGUUGGAGCGUAUCGUGGACACCAUGAAGACAUCACCAGAUGAUAUCCCGGUCGUUCUCGUGGGUGGAGGUGCAGUGAUUGCGCCGGAUACUCUUGCCGGUGCCAGCAAAGUCAUCAAGCCAGAAUGGUCUGGGGUCGCAAAUGCCAUUGGUGCGGCCACAGCUAGAGUCAGCGGAGUGGUGGAUUCUAUCGAGAGUACCGAGACGAAGAGCUCUGCUCGGGUGAUCGAGGAGUUGUCGCAAAGAGCUAUCGACAGAGCUGUCGAGAGCGGGGCUGUGAGAGACACCGUCACAAUCGCGGAAAUUGAGAGCUUCCCACUUCAAUACAUUGCGAACAAGUCGCGGAUCAUCAUCAAGGCAGUGGGAGACUUCGACUUCUCGAGAACAAAUUUCGAUGAGUCUGCUACCAUUCCGGAUGACUAUCUGGACGAGCCUACCGCCCCUCUCGAGAAGAAGGCCAUUACCGACGGCCACGACACAAAACCAUCCUCUCAGUCCCUCGUCUACACCAAGGAUUACAUCAACUCUUACAAGCCGCGUAUCGUGAAUAGGGAAUGGCUUCUCUCCGAAACCGACCUUGAUUGGAUCACGAUAGGCUGCUACAUCCUGGGCACUGGCGGCGGCGGAUCGCCGUAUCAGCACAUGCUCCGACUACGCGAGAUGAUGCGCGAUGGAGCGACUGUCCGUAUUAUAUCUCCGUGGGAUCUCAAGGAUGACGAUAUCGUGGCUUGCGGCGGUGGGAAGGGAUCUCCUCAAGUUUCGAUUGAGAAGCCAUACGGUGAUGAAAUCAUGGAGUCACAGAGAGAACUCUACGAAUACCUCAAGACUAAGCCAACAGCCGUCAUUUCUCUCGAAAUCGGUGGCGGCAAUGGUCUACAGGGUCUAAUUCUCGGCGCGAGCACGAAUCUGGAUAUUCCGGCCAUCGAUGGCGAUUGGAUGGGCCGCGCAUACCCCAUUUCGCAUCAGACGACGCCGGUAGUAUUUGAAAAGAAGGCGACGAUGAUUCCAUCAUGCAUCUCGGAUGGCAACGGCAGGAUUAUGCUCAUGACAAAAGCUCGCACCGAACUCGACGCGGAGCGCGCUUUCCGUGCAGCGCUGUCGCAAAUGGGAUCGCACGUCGGCUGCGCCAAAGGACCCGUGAGCGGCCGCGACACCAAGUCCUGGGUCGUCGAGAAUACCGUCUCGCUCUCUUGGCGUAUCGGUCGCGUUGUCGCGUUGUCGCGCUGUAGCAACACAGUCGACAAGGUUGCCGAGGCUAUCGUGGAUGAAGUGGGAGGUGAGGAAUCUGCGAGAGUGCUUUUCAGGGGUAAGAUCGUGGGCGUCGAGAGGGUGACGAGAAUGGGACACGCGUAUGGCGAGGUCAUCAUUGAAGGCGCGUCCACUAGUGAAAAGGGAGCGGAGAAGCUGAAGAUUCCGUUCAAGAAUGAGAACAUUCUCGCCAAGAAGAUUGAUGCUGAGGGGAAGGAAGAGAUUCUCACUAUUGUACCUGAUCUUGUCUGUGUUAUCGACGCUCAGAAUGGCGAGGCCCUUGGCACUCAAGAGUAUCGCUACGGUCUUCUUGUUGUCGUCCUCGGCAUCACUGCUUCCGAGAAGUGGACCUCUACGGAAAGAGGUAUCGAAAUCGGCGGACCUAAAGGAUUCGGCAUGGAUGAUUUGGAGUACGUUCCACUUGGAAAAUUCAGGAAGCCAAGAAGCGUGAUCGAGGAGUACGGUGGCAGCUCGUAA
Molecule: messenger RNA, 2955 nt
Organism: Colletotrichum karsti
Lineage: Eukaryota; Fungi; Ascomycota; Sordariomycetes; Glomerellales; Glomerellaceae
Product: hydantoinase/oxoprolinase
Exons: 6
Coding region: 1-2955 (984 amino acids)
Biological process (GO): glutathione metabolic process
Cellular component (GO): cytosol
Molecular function (GO): 5-oxoprolinase (ATP-hydrolyzing) activity
Source: RefSeq, a predicted model, not a curated record